Messenger RNA from Balaenoptera ricei (Rice's whale), 2600 nucleotides. Its product is annotated as protein FAM170A-like. The record is from RefSeq and is a predicted model, not a curated record. NCBI's taxonomy places the organism in Eukaryota, Metazoa, Chordata, Mammalia, Artiodactyla, Balaenopteridae. Gene Ontology annotation, biological process: fertilization. Gene Ontology annotation, cellular component: nucleus.
AUCAUUUUGGAUAUUUUAACAACUGAGUUUUCCUCUGUGACUCUGUUACAUGGAGACUGGGCUGCACAAGUGAAACAGGUGUGUCUCCUGAUUAACCCUCUUCUGGAGAUCUCACGUCUAUGGAUGCAGCCUGGGAGAGCACGAGGGGUUUCUGAAGCCAUGUCACCCUGAUGACUCAGGGAUUUUCCAAGAAGCAGGAAGAUUGAAUCUCAUCAGCAAACCCUCACAAGGCUGAAGUUGUCCUCUCUUCACUCUCUUGCUGCCUGAAACCUUAAGUCAUUCUGCAGUGCCCUUUCAAAUUGGGACCCGCCUCAGUCCAUGUGGUAUUUCUAAUGAAAGCAGUGACUUCUGGGAGGCUACCUCAUCCCGUGCACCAAUCUUCCCACUGGAUCCUGGCCACUACCUCAAAAUGAGGUGUCUCUAAUUCUAGAGUGGAAUCAGGAGGAUCCAGAUGCAUUGCCACUUAUGACUGGUAUAAAUUACAGCCCACAAGCAGAGGUGUGCAAGAAAUAGUACGAAAAAUUUUUUUAUAACUCCAUGUAAUUUGUAUUUUAAGCCUUGAUCCUGCUGGUGUCCUGUUUGGAUUUCCGCCAUCCCUAUUUGAAAGUCAUACAGGGCCAAGGUUUUGAGGGAGUGGGUGGAAGCAUGAUCAUUGUUGACUGGAGCCCACAGUUGUAAGUGUAGAUGCCCAUCAGCUCGGGGGCCAUGCCUCCUUUACUUUUCGUGGCUCCGGUGCCAUGCGUGGGACAGGUUGCCAUGAUUCUGCUUGUAUGCACACUAUAGCCAUCUCCUUUUAGAAUUUUUGCUCCAUUUACCCCUCCAGCCACACUUGAGAGGCCUUUGCUCCUCCAGGAUUUACAGACAUCUCUCUCUGACUUAAUUAGCACAUUUCAACACUCCAGUAGGGAAACAAGACAGUACCUAAUUUCAAACACCUGCUUCUGUUAUGUUUCUGCUCAAGUAUCCUCUCUUUUCCAUGGAGUUUGCGAUUUUAGAAAUAAAAGCCAAGAUGAUCAGCAUGCUAUUUCUGCUAUGCCCUGCCGGGCUCUUCCACUGGCCAGUGAACAUAGGGUCUGCUACCCACUUGAAUGCAGAAGGGAAAGGGUGAAAUAAAGGAAGAAAAGGAAAAAAAUGAACAGGAACAGAUUAACAUCUCAAAGUAUCCUGCCACAUUUGAAAGAUGUGAGAGUUGAAUUCAUGGGAAAGGUUCUGCUGGGAAAAAGGAGUUGUUCUUGAAAAUGGGGUCUGUGCUGUUGCAGAGACUGUUGAACCUAGGUCCACGGAAUGCUCUGAUGUCAUCAUUGAGGUUAGAGAAUUCUGCUGUAGGCCUGGCAACCUUUUGAAACUUAACAGCCCUGGUGAGCACUAGGCAGUACUGCUUGUUCACUAAGUGGUCCAAGUUCUUCAGCCAUUUAGGAGACUUGACUAUUUUUAUUUGUAUUGAAUCAUUUCAACGGAUUUCCCAAAAGCCAAGAAGGGCCAACCUGUAGGAAAGAGGAGGAGUUGGACGUGAGGCAUCUUCUAAGGGAAUCUUCCAGUUGGUACGAUGAGACGGCGACAAAAGAGGAAACAUCUGGAAAGUGAAGAGUCCCAGGAAACUGCGGAGAAGGGAGGAGGAAUCUCGAAGUCACAAGAGGAUCCCGCUCGGCUUGGAUCCCCUGUGGUGGCCCAAGGCUGCAGCCCAGGGGCAGGGGAGGUCUCCUCUGCCUCUGAAUACUUCUCCUGUGCUUCUUCUCCACGCAAGCUCAUCCGCGGUGGAAUCUGGAGAUUACAUCGAGACACUCCCCAGCCUAGAGCACCCCUAGCCCGGGUUCAGGAACAAGAGGAGACCGCUCCGCCACCACAGUGUGUCGCCUUCUCAUCGCCUUCAUUCAGUAAGACCUCUCUGUAUACAAACAAAGAGGAAAGAGGCAUGAAAAUAUACUACAUGCGGGUGAAGACGAUCAAGGGUGUAGCUGUCUCCUGGGAGACAGAGAAACCCUCGGGCUUGCUAGAAAAGCGGCCGAGGAUAGAAGAAGUGACCCUUCCUGAGGAUGUGCGGGUAGGCUCUCCCCGCUCUGCUGUGUCCACCAGAAACCGCCUGUCUGACAGUGAGCCCACUGGGGAGGAGAAAGAGUGUGAGGAAAGGGCAGAGCCAUACAGCCCAUCAGGGUCAGCUGCAGUCCAGGAGAGACCCAGGGCCAAGACACCGGACUGGCUGGUGACCAUGGAGGCCGGCUUCAGGUGCAUGGCCUGCUGCCGGGUGUUCCCCACCUUGGAGAUCCUCCGGCAGCACGUGCGGUACGGCGUCCAGGAGGGCUUCAGCUGCCAUGUCUUUCAUCUCACCAUGGCCCAGCUGAUGGGCAAUGUGGAAUCCGAGAGCACCACCGAGGAGGAGGUGGAGGAGGGAGGAGAGGAGGAGGAGAAGCAAGGAGCAAAGGAGAAUGAGGAGGAGCAGCCCACGGGGGAAGACCUCAGCCCGAGGAGACCGUGGAGCCAAUGUCCAGGCUGCGUGUUUCAUUCUCCGAAGGACAGGAACAACUGAGAUUCAUGGGACAAGAUCCUAGAAGACGGUGUGGACUUCUGUUGGAAGAGAACAAACAGUGUUUCUUAGAAUAUCC